Hordeum vulgare subsp. vulgare (domesticated barley) is the source of this 2432-nucleotide messenger RNA. RefSeq names its product WD repeat-containing protein 91 homolog. Lineage: Eukaryota; Viridiplantae; Streptophyta; Magnoliopsida; Poales; Poaceae. Bases 172 to 2049 code for a protein of 625 amino acids. The transcript has 16 exons. Gene Ontology annotation, molecular function: protein binding. The record is from RefSeq and is a predicted model, not a curated record.
CCCCGGGCGCCCCUGCCCCCAGCACCACGCGGCACCCAAAACAUCCAAGCCGCUAACGCGCGUAGCUGCCAUCGUCGUCACCGCCUUUCCUCGUCGCGACAUCGCGUUCCUGCCUUUUUCCAUCCGGUCUGCAAUUUUUGGCCAUUAGGUUUUGAGUAACACUGGACAGAAAUGGAGAAUAUGCAGUAUGCCGAAGAGCUCGUGAGGGAGUUUCUCGUGUUCAGGGGUUUCACGAACACGCUGCAAGCUUACGAGGCAGAAUUGUCUACCGAGAUCGGCAGGAACUUUGAAGUAGACAAGAUCCUAGAUUUAGUGUUCUCAGUGUACAUACCAAAAUACCAACUGGAUAGACUGCUAAGCAUCUUCAGCUUUUUAAAACAGUGUUUCACUUCACCUGCGGACACAGUACUCUACACAGCGCUUCUUAAACUGGAGCAGUCAGUAUUACGUUAUUAUGUUGUCAAUGCUUUGAAAUCUGGAAGGCAAGAAAAAGUUGUUGAAUUCUUUAGCGCAAGCGGCAAUUAUCUGAUGCAAAACCGUGAAGAUUGGCUAGCAUGGUUUGCUAUACCGUAUAUUAAGAACCCAAGCUUGGAUCCACAGUUCCGUAUGUAUUUUUCCAAAGAAUGGUCAGACACUUUGGUUCUUUCAUUUCGGAACUUCUUAAGUGGGAUAUUCAAUGGUACUCGAAUCCCAGCUCUUAUGAAGAUUAGCACUGAGAAGAAUAUGAUCAAGUGCCUCAAGAGUGACAUAAAGCAACUCAAUAACAAAUUGUCAGAGCUGCAAGCAUUGUUAGAGGUCAAGGAAGUUGAGCUAUCUCUGUUGAGAAGGAAUGAUAUUACUAUUAAUUCCGGGCACAAGAAUUUACUCAAGAUUACUACAGCUGGUUCCUCCGUUGGGGGACAAGCUUUCUCAGGAGUCUAUGAAGAAUCCUCAACUUCAAGUACAACUGUACAGGGUGUCUAUUCACAGACUUUGAGUUCAGCAAAAUCAAGAGAUGAGAAAUUGUGUGAUUCUUCUCGGAUGAGCAAUGCAGAAAAUGAGCAGAUUUUGGUGACAGAGGAAGACUUUCCUGAAGUGAAGGUGGAUUUUCAGGAAACAUUUUUAGGCCAUAGCAGUUCAAUAAGUAGCUGUCGAUUUUCUGCUUCUGGAUCAAAUAUUGCUAGUUCUUCGACUGAUGGCACAGUGAGAAUCUGGACAUACGACUCAUCAACACCAUCAUCAAAAAAUGCCACUAUAUACUGUGGGGCUGAAGUCAGCGCACUUUCUUGGGAAUGCAGAUCUGACCGCUUGCUGCUCAUAGGCACAGCUAAUGGAGGCAUUAAAGCUUGGAAUGCUGAUGCCAAGAGAGUUGUUUGUGACCUCAGUACAUCCAAGGACUUCCCAAGUGUGCUUGAUUUGAAGUGUAGCCCUGUAGAUCCCGUGUUCGUCUCUGCAGCUGCAUCAAGACGGCAUGGAUCAACUAUAUUUGACAGAACAGGAUUUGCUUCCUUGACAGUAUGGCAUAUGAAAACAUGGAAGCCUCUGACAGUCCUCCCUCUUGGCGAGGAUCCACCCGCUAUUACUUCACUUUGCUUCAAUCACAACGGGAAGAUCUUGGCAGCCUCUGCAACAGAUGGAAUGAUUCACAUGUUUGACAUGUCUGCUGGUCUACAAAUCACUGGAUGGCCUGCCCAUGACUCCCCUGUCAGCUCAGUUCUUUUUGGGCCAGCUGAAACAAGCAUCUUCAGUUUAGGCUCAGAUGGAAAGAUAUUUGAGUGGAGCUUGCACAAUCAAGGUCAGAUUAUUUGGUCAAGAGAUUGCAGUAGGUUUUGUAACCCUGAGAGCUUUAACAAAUGCAUGCAUGAGGUAGCGUUGGAUUCUAAUGGCAAGAGACUUCUUGCUACGUCGGGUUUGGUUCGGGCUCCAAUAUAUCAGGUGCAAGGCCAUGAGACAGGGUUGCGGACGCUUCCUCAUACUGCAUCUAUAACAAGUGUGGACUGGCACCCCACGCGGCCAAUCUAUGUUACUGGUUCUGAAGACCACUCUGUCCGCGUCACAUCCAUUCUAUGAUAUUUUACGUUGAGCAGUUUGCCCUUGAGAUUUUGUUGAUUGCCCGAUGCGACCAGAAGGGCUGCUCCGUAGAGACCUCCAAGAGAUGAACCAGUUUCAUCUUCCAUGGGUCCUCAUGAUAUUCCUGAUUAUCUCACCCAGAUAGAUCCUUUUGCAUUGGAGAACUGUCUCGUGUUUGUGUUUGUAGACUUGGUGAGUCGGCGAAACUAUGUUGUAUGAAACGGAUGAACACAUCUGUGAUCUUUUACAUGGCAGGAGCCUAGGGGCUUUACAGCAGGUUUCUCCCAUUCUGAUCAAAAGCAAUCAGGGAUCAAUCCAUGCCUUGCACCGACUUUUUGUGAUGUACUCCCUCUGUUCACAAAUAUAAGUUGUUUUGACUUUUA